CUGGCCUCCAGUAAAGCCAGUAGUAAUAUGGAGCCCUUCCCCCAGUCGAUUCAGAUACACAUGUGUCUCAUGGACAGUCAGGCGGUGCUGGAGGACUUUGCAGACGUGACCCAGUACGAGAGAGGCCACCUGAACCCAGACCAGCACCAGUCUGAGCCCCUGGAAAAGGCAGCCACCUACACCCUGACCAAUGUAGUGCCUUAGUUCAACACCGGCCCCUGGGCCCAGCAUUUGGACCGCAUCAGACAACGCCUCAACAACUACUGCUGUGGCAACACCUAUGUCGACACAGGAGUCACCUCGGCCGGGAACAUGAUCUGACGGGACAACCAGGACUGUGUGGGCAUCCCAGAGUACUACAUUGUAGAAUAAUAGUGAAGCCAUCAAAACUAUGAAAUAACACAUAAGGAAUCAUGUAGUAACUAAAAAAGUGUUAGGCAAAUCAAAAUAUAUUUUAUAUUUGAGAUUCUUCAAAUAGCCACCCUUUGCCUUGAUGAUGGCGUUGCACACUCUUGGAAUUCUCUCAACCAGCUUCACCUGGAAGGCUUUUCCAACAGUCUUGAAGGAGUUCCCACAUGUGCUGAGCACUGUGUUGGCUGCUUUUUGUGGUCCUCUGUAGCUCAGCUGGUAGAGCACGGCGCUUGUAACGCCAAGGUAGUGGGUUCGAUCCCCGGGACCACCCAUACACAAAAAAAAUGUAUGCACGCAUGACUGUAAGUCGCUUUGGAUAAAAGCAUCUGCUAAAUGGCAUAUUAUUAUUAUUAUUAUUACAUGUGGACGGCAGACUGCUGGCCAGACUACGACCACAAUGCCCCCUACCUAGAGCGCUACUGCCUCCCCGUGUUUGGGGCCUACGGCCUGAAUGAUAGGGUCAACAAUGCUGUGGUGGAGGUGCCUAUCAAGACCCUAGAGAACUUUCUGAAAGGACGGAUGGACGUGGACAAGUACUACCUACAAUGA
Messenger RNA from Coregonus sp. 'balchen', 960 nucleotides. The record is from the annotation of a GenBank genome assembly. Lineage: Eukaryota; Metazoa; Chordata; Actinopteri; Salmoniformes; Salmonidae.